UGAGCGGAGGUGAGGAAGGCGGAGGAGGGCUUGGUGAGAGGAGGGGUGACGCGGAAGGGGCGGUGCGGUUCUCCUCAGCGGGCGGUGUCAGCGGGAGGGACCGGGACAGGGAUUCAUUUCCCCGGGUGAUUGGACUGGACUGCACGAGCGGACUUCAGGCGUCAGCAUGUCAGCGAAUGUCAGCGCCGAGGAGAUGGAGGAGAUCAAGGAGGCCUUCCAGAAAGUGGAUGUGGACGGUAACGGGUACAUCAGCGCCUCUGAACUCGGUGACCUCUUCAACGAGGUGGGCUAUCCCAUGCCCGGGUACCAAGUCAGGCUACUCCUCCAGAAGCUGGACAGAGACAACGACAGCCGCAUCAAGCUCGAAGAGUUCACGGCUAUUUUCACGGAAAUGAAGGACGACCGCGCGUCCCAGAGUUUCAGGAAAGCUCUGAACAAGAAAGAAGGUAUCUUAGCCAUCGGGGGAACCAGCAUGAUCUCCAGUGAAGGAACCCAGCAUUCCAUCUCUGAGCAGGAGCGCUUUGCCUUUGCCAACUACAUCAACUCUUCUCUGGAGAAGGAUCCCGACUGUAAACACAUCCUGCCCAUCAACCCCGAAACUGAAGCUCUGUUUAAAGCAGUGGCAGACGGCAUCAUACUUUGUAAACUCAUCAACCUCUCCGUCGCCGACACCAUCGAUGAGAGAACCAUCAAUCAAAAGAAACUCACCGCUUUCACCACACAGGAGAAUCUGAACUUGGCUCUGAACUCCGCCUCGGCCAUCGGCUGCCAAGUCGUCAACAUCGGCGCUCAAGAUCUGAAGGAGGGGAAGCCUCACCUGGUGCUCGGGCUCCUCUGGCAGAUCAUCAAGAUCGGACUGUUCGCCGACAUAGAGCUGAGCCGCAAUGAAGCUAUAGCAGCGCUGCUGGAGGAAGGGGAGAGCCUGGAGGAGCUGAUGAAGCUCAGUCCAGAGGAGCUGCUGCUGCGCUGGGCCAAUUUCCAUUUGAAGAAAGUCGGCAUGUCCAUAUCCAACUUUUCUGGAGACAUUAAGGACUCCAAGGCGUACUUCCACCUGCUCGAGCAGAUUGCUCCAGACGGCAGCAAAGCGGACGUCCCACGCAUCGAGGUGGACAUGACCGGUGUCUAUGAGAAGGAUCUCACCAAGAGGGCGGAGUGUAUGCUCAAGCAGGCCGACCGCCUCGGCUGCCGACAGUUUGUGACCGCCACCGACGUCGUGAGUGGAAACGCGAAGCUCAACAUGGCCUUCGUGGCCACGCUCUUCAACAAACACCCGGCGCUCACCAAACCGGAGAACCAGGACUGGACUCUGGAGAGUGAGACCAGAGAGGAGAGGACGUUCAGGAACUGGAUGAACUCUCUGGGAGUCAGUCCGCAUGUUCACCACAUCUACGGCGAUCUGCAGGACGCCAUGGUGAUCCUCCAGCUCUAUGAAAGGAUCAAGGUGCCGGUGGACUGGGACAGCAGAGUCAACCUCCCUCCAUUCAAGGGAGUAGGAGGAGGGCAUUUAAAAAAGAUGGAAAACUGUACCUACGCUGUGGAUCUGGGUAAGGAAAAAGCCGGUUUCUCCCUGGUGGGGAUCGGCGGACAGGACCUCUACGAUGGCAAUGCAACACUAACUCUGGCCCUGGUGUGGCAGCUAAUGAGGAGGUACACGUUAAAUGUUCUCGAAGACCUCGGACACGGAGAAGUGGCAGGAGACGACUUGAUAGUGUCAUGGGUCAACAAGACUUUGGCCGAGGCCGGCAAGAGUUCCUCCAUCAAAAGCUUUAAGGACAAAUCGAUCGGGACCAGCAUGCCAGUUCUGGACCUGAUCGAUGCCAUUCAGCCCCAGAGUGUGAACUUUGAGCUGGUUCAGAUAGGAAGUCUGUCCGACGAAGACAAACUAAACAAUGCCAAAUUUGCCAUUUCCAUGGCGAGGAAGAUCGGGGCCAAAGUCUACGCCCUGCCGGAGGACCUGGUGGAGAUCAACCCCAAAAUGGUGAUGACCAUCUUCGCCUGCCUGAUGGGGAGAGGCAUGAAGAAGGCGUAAAGGAGACACACACACACACACACACACACACACGCACACACACACACGCACACACACACACACCCUGCUGAAAGCAAAAGACAUAUAUAAAAAAAUCAAGGAGAUAUUUCUUCUUCAGAGCUUCAGGUUUAAUCACGCCUCAGCGUUUCCCAUGUGCCACUGCCUCAUGGUAUGUCGGUUCCAUGCUGCGGUAUCUUCCAACUACAAUAACGAUGUUCUUUACUGAACACCGUUUGGCCUUUAAAAACAAAGAAAAAGACCAAAGCUGUGUGAGGCUUUAGGCUAUUUAUGUCCCUGGAACCUGUCAAACAUGUAAGUCCUUUAACUAACCGCUUUAAUCACAUCUAUUCUAAUGGGAUUUUAGGGGGAUGCUUAUGAAAUAGAUUAAUGGAUGUAAUACGAGGCAUGCGUUUAGGUAUGAUUAAUGGCUCAUCAUUUAAAGGGGUAAAUCCACAAACUGACCAAAUAACAUGAAUGCCAUAUCUCGUCUUAUUUCUUCACUUAUGGUGACUGUUUCAUGCUAUUUGGUUAUUGGUAAACAAUUAAUUUAAUUCAUUCAUACAUUUAUCAAUGAAUUGACCCAAAAUGAAUUCAUCCCGAUAAAAAAAAGAAAAAGAAAAGCCAACUCAUAUUAUAUUACAUCUGGGGGAAUUAAAAAUCUGGAUAAAGAUAUUUCUGACCCCUGACGUUAAUCAAACCCCAAUAUUAAAAACACUUUGAAGCUCCCAUUUUAGAGAAAUAACAGUGCAUCAAUGCAGCAGCUUCUUCUCUACCUUGUUGCCAUCUGAAAUGAAUAAACAGCCAUGAUUGAAAUAUGAUUUCUGAGACUGAUUUCCCUUCCUGAAAUAUUAAUAUUUCUUUUGUCUUAAUGCUGCAGCUGAAUAUGUGGAUAUGUUUUAAAAUGUUUCAGGUCUUUUGCUGCUGAUGUUGACAUUCCACUAAUGUUCACUUUAUUUUUCUUUAAUCCCGAAUGUGUAUCUUUAUCGGUCCUGUGGAAUUUCACUGUGGGCGAGAUCAUGCUUUACAUGAUAGCAAUACUUCCAAAACUCAGUGUGUUAUCAGAUCAAUAAUAUUCAAUAAAAGCAUUUUUCCAUG
Cyclopterus lumpus (lumpfish) is the source of this 3124-nucleotide messenger RNA. Its product is annotated as plastin-3-like. Gene Ontology annotation, biological process: actin filament bundle assembly; actin filament network formation. Gene Ontology annotation, cellular component: cytoplasm; actin filament; actin filament bundle. NCBI's taxonomy places the organism in Eukaryota, Metazoa, Chordata, Actinopteri, Perciformes, Cyclopteridae. The record is from RefSeq and is a predicted model, not a curated record. The transcript is spliced from 16 exons. The coding region runs from base 167 to 2029 and encodes 620 amino acids. Gene Ontology annotation, molecular function: actin filament binding; calcium ion binding.